Messenger RNA from Gasterosteus aculeatus aculeatus (three-spined stickleback), 4043 nucleotides. The record is from RefSeq and is a predicted model, not a curated record. NCBI's taxonomy places the organism in Eukaryota, Metazoa, Chordata, Actinopteri, Perciformes, Gasterosteidae.
UGGGAGGUCUACCUGUGUGACCGUGCAGACCGAUGAGCGCUCCUCCUCUCCGCCGUCAUUGGUCGCCUCUGGAAGCGGAGAGAAACCCGCCGGACGUCCACUGCGCCUCCGCUUCACUCGCUGCAGGAUCGAGACGCGCGCCGGAGGAGCGCGUGGCAAAGCCAGAAGUUGAUUUUGGGGAUAUUUUUGAAAGAGAGCUCUUUGUUUCUGUUUGUUUGACAAGUGCAUUGGCGUUUGUAGCAUGCCGGCUGGCCCCCGCAGCCGGUAAAAAGGCGUUAGAAAUGUCUCACCAUCAGCGGCUCGUGCAGCUCUCCGCCGCUUCGCUCGCGGUCGUCUUCGCGCCGGAUGAGGAGAGUCUGCGCGCCGGCGGAGGGAAAAUCGGUGCCGGUGCCACGAGCGGACAGGAGGUGUUUGCGGACUUCAAGGCUCAAAAUCUGCGCAGUUCCUGGAAUAAGAGACUCGUUAAGGCCAUGGCUGAAGUGCACUUCCAGGGAUGGAUGGAAAACUUGGUGCUUUUCAUUCAAGGGAACGCAAACAACUUGGAGGUGCUGAGAGAAGCGUGGAUGCGCAGAGCUCUGAGGUCACCAAAGGGACUUAUCAUCAAAGCUGUCGGUGACCUGUCCCCGGUGCAGAUGUCCCCCGUCCCCCAGUCCCAGUUCAUUCCAUUGGCCGAGGUGUUGUGCUCCGUCAUCUCAGACAUGAACUCCUCUCAAAUCACCGUCAACCAGGAAGCGCUAAUCAAUUACAUGAGCAAAGCCCACUCCGGGAUAACCAUCCCAACUCAGGACAUCCUCUACAAUGCUCUAGGCAAUCUAAUCAAGGAGCGCAAAAUUUACCACACAGGCGAAGGCUACUUCAUCGUCACCCCUCAGACCUAUUUCAUCACCAACGCCAUGGUCCGGGAGAAGAGCUGGUGGACUUCUGGUUCAGCCGACGACCCUCCCUCGCCUCCUCCCAUCACUUACCUGUUGAGCAACGAGGUCUGCGUUGAAAGCACUCAACCGCAGCCGGUGGCGCACUGCAAGUCUUGCAGCUGCUUCAGCCCUCUGCAAACAGCCGCCGAUAACGCCUGCGCUGCUGUAACGGCCGCCGUCCCUCCCUCCACGGUGCCGGACCAGCAUUCCGUCUCUUUCUCCGUAAGUGAAUGCACAGGCAAGAGCCUAAAGUGGCCGAGACCGUUAGAUCACAAACCCACUGUGCAGCAUCAGUCCACCUCCACGGCUGCAGAUUGCCACGCAAGCGAUAUCAGCAAAGCAACAGCGACUACUAACGCCACUGGCCGCAAGGAAAAAGACAACAAACCGGGGAGGAAGUUUGGUCUCAGCUUGUUCCGAAGGAACGGAGGUAAGAAAGAGAAACCAAAGAAGGAGUACACAUCAUUUUCAGCCCAGUUUCCACCGGAGGAGUGGCCAGUAAGAGACGAGGAGGACCUGAACAACUUACCCCGCGACCUGGAGCACGCCAUCAUCAAACGCAUCAACCCUGAGCUGACCGUGGACAACUUGACCCGUCACACGGUCUUAAUGAAGAAGCUGGAGGAGAGAAGGGAAAGAGGGACGGACAGAGUCUUGGACAGAUGCUUGGACAAAGACGAUAAGGGGGUAGACAAGGGAAUGUCUACUGACAUCCCGGCAAAACCCAGGCAUCAUCACUCCUCUAAGGCAGGGAGAAGAUCUGCUCAGAAGGCCUCUCGCAGCAAAAGGAGGGCCCAUUCCUCCAGAGAGAAGCAGAGGGAGAGGGUUAAGAGUAAGGUUCCAAUAAGUGCGGAUGAUUAUCCACAGGGGGAGGAUUUGAUCCCGUCUCGGCUCAGAGUGGAAAUCCGCGUUGAUGAACAAGACCAAGUGGAAGAAGGUGGAGCAGGUUAUAAAUCUCUUUAUAAGAAACGCAUUGAAAACCCUUUCCAGACUCAGCCGAUCAAAGAAGCUGAGCCCGUUAUUCCUGCCACCAUCAACAAAGAGCACAGAAGGCAAGAGGUGAAAGGGGGGGGAAAGGUUUUGGGGCCGGGGAAGAUGGAUCGAACGUCUCACCGGUCAAAAUCGUGGGACCCCAAUCGGUCCAAAGUGAUUGCAACAGCAGAGCAUACAGGGAAAUCUCCCACAUCUGAGGACAGGUACAGCUGUGUCCAUACCAGGGAGCCCACGGCAGAUCAUUUGCUCCAAGCAGACACGAAGAUCCAAAACGAGCUGCCCCCGGACUACAGCUCAGCAUACCCACAGAGCAGUACGCUUCGGAUCGACGACAAGACCCGACAACAGAGGGAGGGAAACGGCAGCUGUGAGAGAGACGCGAAUGAGCAUUUUCAGGAUGCAGAAUACAACGGGGUACCGGACCACAGCCAAGCCGUGGGUGACAGACUCUCUAAUGUCCAACAAUACUCAACAAUUCUCCCUACACCUUCCUAUGAGCCGGUCAUAAACCCCUCUUAUGACCCAUCCCCGUCCUGGCACAAGCCCCCUUUACUGCGGAGACACUCCCUUAGAACCUCCAAGCCUCAACGGGAUGAUACUUGGGGACCAGAGCUCUCGUCACACCAGCAGGCCUGUGAAAAUACAGCCACCCAGGAACAACGGGACAUACGACCUGUUACUAAUAUUAGCAUCGAGCAAAGGACCAUGAGCCGGGGAGAAAGGCCGGGACUGAUGGCUGACAGCCCUCCCUCAAUAACAGACACUGACGGCUUUAUAGAGGACGACUGUAGGCUUUAUCAGAGAGCGGAGGAGCAGGAGGAUGAGGAUGCCUGCAGCUCCUUGUGUCUGAAUGAGGAAGACAUCACCGACGCUUCAAAGGCGUACUGUAAAGGUGUAGCGGACUACCAUGGCCACCGCUCCGGUUACCAUGACCACGGAUCGGAUGUGCAAUAUCCGGGGCCCCGCCGUCACUAUAAUGAUUCCAACUCUCAGCAGCCGCUAGUUGCUUCGAUAGAAGAUUCUAGGGACGGCGCUUUCACGGAUAUCACCACCUCACCCAUCCAGAGGGACGCUUCCCUCAGCCCCACCGGCCCGAGAGAGACCGGCUGGAGACUCCAUCAGCGCCGUCAGAGAGACAGAUCGCCAGGGGCCAAAGGUGAAUCCAGCUCCAGGCGAGCCACAUCCAUCCAGGCGGAGAGACGGCGUGAGGUCAACCUCGAUGCGGAUCGUCCCGAACCACCGGACGCCGCAGACGGAAGCAUCUUUGACUACUGCCAGACCAGUGAGAUAGAUUCCGACACGGAGACCGUCCGUAAAUCGGGCGACGAGGGCGACGGCGAAUCCGCUCACUGGGCAGCCGAGGCGGAGGUGGCGCGGGCGGAUGAGCUCGAUGAGACGGGCGUUCCUCAGCCUCAAAGGGGUGUUCUGAGCACGCCCAGUGGAGCCAGACGGGCAGAGAUGAGGGAGGUGGUGGAAGCAGGAGAGAACCGGAGCGUCACAGGGGACAGUGGCAUAGAUUCUCCACGGACCCGUGUCAGUCUGGCCUCCAGUAACACUGUCAUUCUGGAGGGUCUCAAGAGGAGAAGCUUCUUACAAAACCUGGAGAAACUGCAUUCGAAGAGCAGCGCCAUCCGGCCGCAGAGCUCGUUGCUGCAGCUCACUCCCGUGAUGAACGUAUAGCGGGCUGUCGAAGCCUCGAAUGCCCCGCGAACUGAUUCCUGCACGGAACUCAACGUGAAAAGGCCCGAAACCGUGGCCUGGACCCUCCAGUUCAAUGCGUCCAAAAGGACAGAAACAUAUCCUAUAAGGGAGGUUUCCACCUCCUCGUCUGAGUAUUGAUGCCUUUUUAAACCAGUGCUCUGUGUACAGAUGUACAGUAUAUAUGUAUUUCUUUUUGUAAAUAAUAUGAAAUGUAAUGUAGACUAGGAUUCAUCCAUUCGUGACUUCUUUGCGUAUGUGUUGUUAAAUGUAUGGUGUAUUGCAGCAUUUUUUUGUGAUUUCUUUUGUCUUUGUUCAGUUUCCCGUCUACGUGCCUCAUUAGUAUAAAUGUUCACAGCAGCAAUAGUGUCUCUCCUAGAGGUUCCCUUUAUUUUCUUGUCAUAAAGCAAUUAUCACAAAUAAAAUGGUAAACAUCAA